AUGACGGGCCGCAAGAGAAAGCAAGAGGAGGAGGAAGAGCUCGUCUCGCUCCCCAGCGGCGACGAGGAGGAAGAGUAUGUAGAGGAUGACGAUGAAGAGGAGAUCGAUGACGAGGAAGACGAGGAAGAGGAGGAGUACAGCGAGGAAGGCGAAGGUGCAGAGGGCGAUGAGGAGGACGAGGAGAACGCCGCCCCAGAACAAGCCCCCCCUAAGAAGAAGCUAAAGACGGCCCCCGUCGUCGAAGCGGCUCAGAAGAACGGCACGGCCGCGAAUGGCCACGGGAAGGACGAGAGGGCCGAGGUUGAGGAGGAAGAAGAGUUUGAUGAGGAAGACGAGGAAGACGAGGAGGCCGAGGGCGAGGAGGACGAAGAAGAGGAAGAUGAUGUCGAUGACGAGGAGGUGCCUGCGAAGGGUGUCGGUAAGGUCGCGGCCCCCGCCGUCGGAAAGGCCGAUUCCAAGGCCGUUGCUGCCGGCAGCGACGAGGAGGACUAG
Messenger RNA from Chaetomium fimeti, 492 nucleotides. RefSeq lists its product as uncharacterized. Lineage: Eukaryota; Fungi; Ascomycota; Sordariomycetes; Sordariales; Chaetomiaceae. Bases 1 to 492 code for a protein of 163 amino acids. The record is from RefSeq and is a predicted model, not a curated record. The transcript is spliced from 3 exons.